This is a messenger RNA of Eucalyptus grandis, 546 nucleotides long. RefSeq lists its product as uncharacterized. Bases 1 to 546 code for a protein of 181 amino acids. The transcript is spliced from 5 exons. NCBI's taxonomy places the organism in Eukaryota, Viridiplantae, Streptophyta, Magnoliopsida, Myrtales, Myrtaceae. The record is from RefSeq and is a predicted model, not a curated record.
AUGGGUUGGCUGAAAAGAAUACUCCAGGGUUCUACUUCUAACUCCAGACAGAGAUCUAAUGGAAGUGGUGAGGUUGAUGAUGGUCGUUCUUGUUCUGAUAAGCCCAGCGACACAGAGGAAGAAUCAUCAGAGGGUGAGGAAACGGACUAUCAAAUCACCCACAUUCGUUCCUUCUCAGAAAAUGGUCAAGGUGACGAUCUCUAUGGAGCAGCAAUGACCAAGGACUGGCCCGACUGGGUACAAUAUGAAGAACUGAAAUUGGUGGAUGUAGAUGAACCACCGACCCAGUCUUUCCAACGAAGUUGGGCUUUAGAAUCCUCCCUAUGUGACCCUGCAAACAUAUUCCAACCUUUCCCGUUCUCAUUUUAUCCCAAUAACCGAGAGCAGUACCAUGGAAGCUACGAAGAUGAUGAUCGCCGUUAUUCUGAUGAAGUAAAUGACUCCACGGAUGAAUUGACAGACCGUGGUGAAGAAACAUACCACAGAGUUCCCCAUUCCUCCUUAAUCUCAGAAGAAGGUCAAGGUGAGUUCCACGGCAGUUCAUAG